UUAUCUUUUUUAUUUUUCCUUUGUUUCAUAUUUUGUCUCAUUAUUUUGCAUUUUUACUUCCUUAUUUUGACUUUUUAAUUUCUUAAUUUUUUAAAGAAAUAUUUAGUGUAAUUUUUAGUUUUUCUUUUUAUAGUCAUAAUUUGCAUCUAACAUUUUUGCAUUCUCUAAUUUUUUUCCAUUGUACUCUUAAUUUUUAUUUCACUGUUUUCUCUUCAUUUUUCUUUUUUUCUCAGAAUCUUUAUCUAGUAAUAUUUGUCUUGUAAAUUUCUCUUUUUUAUUUUAGAUUUUCCUUUUCAAUCUCUUCAUUUUUGUCUCAUAUCUUCUUUUUCGAAUUGACAUUUUUCUUUCCUUAUUUUUCUUUAUGUCUCUUAAUUUUUUUAUCUUAUAAUCUUUCUUGUAAUAUUGCCUUGUUAUAUGUUUUUUAUUAUUUUCAAAUUUUUCCUUUUCUUAUCUCUUCAUUUUUAUCUGUUAAUCUUUCAUAUUUAAAUAGACAUUUUCAUUCAUUAUUUUUUCUUUAUAUCAUAGAUUUUUUAUCUCAUAUUUCCGUGUUAUUCUUGAUUUUUUUUUCCUUUUUAUCUCAUAGUUUAUUAUGUUUAAAUAAUAAUAUUUCAUUGAUUUUUUUUGUUUGUGUCUGUAAUGAGCCUUCAAACAGUCCAGCGGUAAGACUUUAACUUCUGGAUGAUCUUUGAUGUAAAUAGUUUGAAGAAUCCGUACUACAGUAAUAACAUUAAAAUCUGUAUUAAUAGAAGGUUCAUUAAACAGAAUGUGAACCGUAAAUUACAGUUCUUCCUGAAUUUAAAUCCAGAACUGGUCUCCAGCUGAGGAUGUGACCUGAUCCAGUGCUCCUCCUGGAUAAUAAAACUGUGAUUUUAGGUUAAAACUGUUGAUUUCUAACAGAGGUUUCCUGUUUCUGCUGCAGACUGAGGUUCAGCUUCACUCUGGGUCUGUGUUCGUUGUGUGUCUCUGCUUCCUCGGCGUCCCGGUGAGUGUGGAGGUUUGGGUGGACGAGGUUUGAUGUCAGAUCCAGCUGACGGAGCUCAGAACAAGAGGAGGACGAGACGGAACAGAUUCACAGCAGCUGAGGACGGACGGAGCGCCACUCCUUCAGUUGCAGCACCAGAACCAGAAUCAUGAGUCUGGACGAGGAUGCCCGAUGGCUGGAGUGGGUCACCAAACAGUUCGAGACAAUCGCCGGAGAUGACAAAGAGAUCGACAUCGAUGAGUUUAAGACGGCUCUCAAGGUCAAAGAGUCUUUCUUCGCCGAGCGUUUCUUCGCUCUGUUCGACUCAGACGGCAGCAGCUCCAUCAGUCUGGAUGAGCUGCUCGAAGCUCUGGACCUCCUAAUCCACGGCAGCGAAACCGACAAGCUGAGAUUCCUGUUCCAGGUCUACGAUGUGGACGGCAGCGGUUCCAUCGAUCCAGACGAACUCAGGACGGUUCUGAAGUCCUGCCUGCGAGAGAGCGCCAUCUCCCUGCCGGAGGAGAAGCUGGACGACCUGACGCUGGCGCUGUUCGAGUCGGCCGACAAAGACAACAGCGGCUCCAUCACCUUCGAGGAGCUCAAGGCUGAGCUGGAGAACUUCCCAGAGGUGAUGGAGAACCUCACCAUAAGUGCUGCUAACUGGCUGAAGCCUCCAGAAGUGGACCAGAAGAAGCGUCAGACCCCUCGGUACCUGACCCGGGUCUACUGGCAGAACAACAGCCGGAAGCUGCUGUUCCUGUGCGUCUACGCCCUCCUCAGCCUGCUGCUGUUUGUGGGUGCCAUGCUGCAGAACAGCCACGGCGGGGCCUGGUUCAUGGUGGCCAAAGGCUGCGGACAGUGUCUCAACUUCAACUGCACCUUCGUCAUGUUGCUGAUGCUGCGACGCUGUUUAACGUGGCUGAGGGCGACGUGGGUGGUGAGAGUCCUGCCUCUGGACCAGAACAUCCUGCUGCAUCAGAUUGUCGGCUACGCCAUCCUCUGCUACACUCUGGUUCACACCACCGCCCACAUCUUCAACUUCGUACACCUGUCAGAGAACAGUACCUUCAGCCUGUGGGAGUACCUGCUGACCACCCGUCCAGGUAUCGGCUGGGUGAAGGGGACGGCCUCUCUGACCGGAGUCGUGCUGCAGGUGGUGAUCUGCCUCAUGGUUCUCUGCUCCAGCACCUUCGUACGACGCAGCGGACACUUCGAGGUGUUUUACUGGUCCCACUUGUCCUACAUCUGGGUCUGGUCUCUGCUCAUGGUCCACUGUGCAAACUUCUGGAAGUGGUUCCUGGUUCCUGGUCUGGCCUUCAUCCUGGAGAAGAUCGUGGGAAUCGCAGUGUCUCGUAUGGGAGGUCUUUACAUCGUGGAGGUCAACCUGCUGCCGUCCAAGGUGACUCAUCUGGUGAUCAAGCGUCCUCAGUUCUUCCAAUUCAAGCCUGGAGAUUACGUCUACAUCAACAUCCCAGUUAUCGCCAAGUACGAGUGGCAUCCGUUCACCAUCAGCAGUGCUCCGGAGCAGUCAGAUGCUUUGUGGCUUCACAUCCGUUCGAUGGGUCAGUGGACCAACCGUCUGUACGAAUACUUCAGACAGCCGGAGACUGAGACGGUGAAUCCCAAGCGACUGGCGACGAGCUUGAGGAACCGCCAGCAGCUGCUGAAGGCUCAGGAAGGUCUGUUCAGCUCUGCAGACUGUAACGCAGACGUAGCGUCCAACGAGGACGACGCCAUCGAGCUGACGAUGUACCGACAGAAUGGCUCCAGUGUUCCUCCGACAUCGACGUCCAAACCUGCAGAACCUCUUCCAGACGAACCAGGACCAGCAGAGAGAGGAGAAGCUCCUCCAAUCAAAGAGAUGUCUGCCAAGCUUGGUGAGAACCACAGAUUCUGCAACAUCAAGUGCUACGUUGACGGACCUUAUGGGACUCCUACACGACAGAUCUUUGCCUCUGAACACGCCGUCCUGAUCGGAGCUGGCAUCGGGAUCACGCCUUUUGCUUCCAUCCUGCAAAGCAUCAUGUACAGGUACCGCAGGAGGAAGCAGAACUGCCCCAACUGUAACUACUCCUGGUGUGAAAACAUCAAAGACAGCGAAAUGAAGCUGCGCAAAGUCGACUUUAUAUGGAUCAACAGAGACCAGAAGUCGUUCGAGUGGUUCGUUAGUUUACUGACCAAACUGGAGAUGGAUCAGGCCGACGAGGAGCCCGAAGGUCGCUUCCUGGAGAUGCACAUGUACAUGACGUCAGCUCUCAGUAAGAACGACAUGAAGGCCAUCGGCCUGCAGAUGGCGCUGGACCUUCUGGCCAAGAAGGAGAAGAGAGACUCCAUCACUGGACUCAGAACCAGAACCCAACCAGGACGACCUGAGUGGGGGAAGGUGUUCCAGAAGGUGUCUGAGGAGAACAAAGGGAAAGUCCACGUGUUCUACUGCGGUUCUCCAGCUCUGGCCAAAGUCAUCAAGGCUCAGUGUGAACACUUCGGCUUCCACUUCUACAAGGAGAACUUCUGACGAGGUCCAGGCUGCCGACACACAGCGCCUGCUUCACUUUUACACCUGAACCGGUUAAAGUUUUCCUCUGAGUGUAGCUCUGUGACACCGUUUACAUUCUGACUAAAUGUGUCGGUGCACGAUGCUCGCUCUGUUUUUGCUGCUGCAGCUUCUCAUCUUGUUAUUGUCCAGAAUUCUGCACUGCGAAGUCAGUUCAACGCAGGAAAUGAUUUGGUUAAAGGCCGAUUUAAAUCCAAAACUCUAAACAGAACCAAGUUAGCUCCACAGCACCAGUUACCAUGGAGAUCUAACCGGGUAAAAGACCUUCAUAAUGCUGAAAACUCUGACUUUGAACCCACUAAUCUCAGUUCGUAGUUCAGAACUCUGAAGCUGCCUUCACUGCCUGCAGGUCCAGAAUCUCUUCAGGAGUUUGGUUCCAAAGUUUGACUCUCCUGACGCCCCUGAAGCUUUGAUUAAAGGUUAAAUCCUCUGAAGUGAUGACUGUAUGUUUGGGUUUUUACUCCCAGCAGCUCUAUAACAACCAUCUGCUGUUAUUUCCGCCUCUCUGUGUCCCAACGUCCCCGAGGAUCAUCCUGUUUCUGUCUCUGAUGAAUCCAACACAGACUAUAAGAACUAUCGAUCUCCUCUGGAAGUUGGUGCACUCGUUCAACGUCAAUUUAAUUCGACAUGAAAGAGUCUGUUUUUGUUAAAGCCAAAUUAAAUUGAUCAAGAUUAAGUGUUUAAAAGCAGUAAAAAGAGCGAACAGCAGAGUAGAUCAAUGUUUAAUUGACUUUUGAAGUUCAUGGAAUAUAUCCCGCAUACAUUUUUAUUGAAAGUAAAAAAAACUGUUUUUAUGUUCAUUAUGAUCAUGUCUUUACAAGUUCCAGAAUUAUGAUGUAAACAAUCACUUAUUAAUAAAAAAAUGACAGGAUAUCACUAAACAACUGUCCAAAUUUAAAAACAACCACCUUCUAACUAGCUAAACAGUAAUAAAAUGACUUUAUUCAAAAACUG
This is a messenger RNA of Acanthochromis polyacanthus (spiny chromis), 4469 nucleotides long. RefSeq names its product NADPH oxidase, EF-hand calcium binding domain 5 (gene nox5). Gene Ontology annotation, molecular function: superoxide-generating NAD(P)H oxidase activity; calcium ion binding. Gene Ontology annotation, biological process: superoxide anion generation; defense response. Bases 1131 to 3476 code for a protein of 781 amino acids. The record is from RefSeq and is a predicted model, not a curated record. NCBI's taxonomy places the organism in Eukaryota, Metazoa, Chordata, Actinopteri, Pomacentridae. The transcript has 17 exons. Gene Ontology annotation, cellular component: NADPH oxidase complex; plasma membrane.